AGGACUACAUUUUGGCAGAUGAUUCCUCAAGUCGUAUUAUUCUGUGAUUGAUCAUAAAGAAUAUACAUGUAAUCAAUAAUUAAUUGCAUUUGCAGAGUAGGCUGGUCAGUGAAUAAUAUACUAUUAAUGGUGUUAAUUGACAGGAAAUCAUGGAUAACUUUCAUAAAGAUAUUGGCCCGAUAUGGGAUCCAGAGUGCAGCCCUACUUUAUCCUCACCGCAGAGAAGGUUGCCAACCCCCGGGAAGAACAUAAACUAGGUCUGCAGUGGGCACAGGACGAACUCCUCCAGUCCAUCACCACUCCCGCACCACCACCCUCGGGCGCUUCUUCCAAAGUUAACGGCCGCUCAUCCUUUGGGAAGUUUCCUGUUCUUGUAGUAAAGAGACCAAAAAUAAAUCGUAAAGUCAAGUAUUCAAUCUCUGUUAAAGAGGUGAGCAAAACGAGAUCGAUGAAUAAAAGAAUGGAGGUGAUAAAGGAAAAGUUGGACAAAUCUCGCGAGAGAUUUAACGAGAACAAGCUCCGACAGAGCGAUCCAGACUUUAUAUGUGAGCCACGAGACGCGUCAAAAGCAGACCAAUGUAUGAACAAUGAUAAACAUCCGCCUUUUAAACUUGACAGGUCAGUGUCAGAUAUGGGUCCGGGUCUUCUGGUUAAACCGAGAAAAGACGACCAAGGAAACAACCCCUUCGUGUACUUCGUUGUGUCUGAUGAACAAAUUGACAAUGCUAACUUACUAGUUGAAGACGGCGGAGAUAAUCUUGUGAGUAAAAGUGCUGAUAAGCGUAGACGAGUGAGGCUUGUUGAGGAAAACCGACGUAAAAGAGAACUACUAACUCAGUCAGCAAAAAUACGAGGACUGGCAAGAGAGGUUGGUUUAAAAACCGAUCCUAACACGUCAUCAAGGUCCCCUGAAGAUCAGAGGGAAAACAACUCUUCAAAGAACAUGCCUGUCAUUAACGAAAUAGUAUUUUCUGGUCCAGAGUACGAGACCCGGAAGCCAAGUUCCAGAAGUCGCCGAAAGACGCGCCUUCGCAGUCCACCAAAGAUUCCUCCGGUAUCGCCCGUAACAACAUCACCCACACCGUACUCCGAUAUCAUGCGGGAAGAUUCAAAACUAGAUCCCGAUGAUAUGGUGCCCAGAAAGCCGUUCCUCUCCGGCCCGAUGUAUACCGGAAAAGCAAAGGGAUUGCAUUCUGUAUCAGUGGGCAGCUUUGAGCUUCCCACCAUAUCAGCUGAUCAGAAGAGGCGCGCUCUUGGACUAGGGACUAGGUUUGAAGAAUUUGGAUACCCUUCUGUGAAAACACAGCCCGAGCAAAAACGGAAGGUUUCCUUUGCAGAUCAACUUCCGGUCAUUCGCGGAAGCGGCUUUGUCCUAAACGGCGCAGACAUAAAAGACGGAGAUUUUGGUAACAAACCGUCCCUAGGUGGCAGAUCACAUACGCUUGGUAGCAUAACUCUGCCUUCUGAACAAACUGACAGACAAACCAAGUGUCAAAAAUAUUUAGCGGGGGAGAAUAUGUCGGUGAUUCGGCCAAACCGUAGGGCGGGUAUCCCACUUCCGCUCUCUAAAAUUGACAUUGUGUCAAACGUGUAUGACGAGAUGAUUAUUAAAAUGAUCCAGGAAUACCUGCAGGACUCGAACACGCCCACCCGUCAAUCUCAGCUGGCCAAGGAUCUACUCAUCAACUUGCAGAAACACAACAAGCACAUGAAAGAACUGAACGUUCCCAACCUUGACAAAAACAGGCAGUCCGUCAAACAGAAGAAAGAAGAGCUCCUUAAAUACCGGAUGACCACCCAGAAGCUUGCAAACGAUCUCUUCUCCCAAGCUCCGCCGAACACGGCUGAAGCCUUUGAGCACAAGCCUAUGACCCCUGUGCUAGAGGAUGUACCCAAAGUCGAGCUGGAGGGACAUGAUGGCGACCAGGAGCCGGGGAACCUGGGCCCACAGGACUCACCGAAAACAGAACCCGACAUCAGGUCCGUCCCCUUUGUUGAGAUCACAUUUAAAUCUAGAAAUGGUGACAAUUUUAUGAAAACCCCAACGGACACUGAUAUGCUUAACCUACCGUCAACAGCUGAUAAGCCAAGGAGCGGCGGUGACAGGAGAACCGCAAGUCGCCCCAUACUGGCCCCUGUGACGCCGGUAUCUUUCCAGAUGGCCCCGCCGGGCCUUAGUAAAGACGACACAUUCGUUUCCAUGUCACUGAAAGCAUAAGUUGUACAACAAUCAGUGUAUGUGGGACAAUCUUAAAUUUCCUAAUCUGAAUAUCAUCGUCGCCUGUGCUUUUCACCACCGGCAGCAAAGAUAUAUAUGUCAGGCCCUUUUUCAGAGCAUACGAAUAUGACCCCCAACCACGGGGCUGCAUUCUUAUGAAAUAAUAAACAUUCACUGAAAGGGUUCAUUCAGCCUAUAUUUUCAUCCAGGGCGAUGUUGUUUUUUUCCUGCGGACGAGUUUGAAUGAACCUUCAAUAGUUAAAAUUCUAACGUCUUCACGGAUGUAAAUUAUGGUACUCACUUGCGGCGCCGGGUGUGCUGAGUUACGCCCCCUCUAACGUCCCGGGCCCGCCCCUGGUUCCAUCAACAAUUGUCAUAUUUUGUGUUCUACAUUUGCACGAGGCGGGAAACUGCAGCGUAUUGACUGCAUGACGUACAUUGUGUGAGAAAAUAAUGCAUAUUAUAUGAAUUAAUAAAGACAAUAGUGCUCGUGUCAAACUCUUGCCAAUAGGGUAAAUAUGAUAUGAUAUAUUUUUAUAUCUCUUGACCCAGUCUGCAUUGUGUCUAAUGUAUAAAAUUAAACCAUGGUUUGUUUAAACUUGUUUGAUUGAAACAAUCAAUGUGUCAUCAAAUAUUACAGAUUAUCGUUUUUAUGAGCAAUCUAAUGUUAUAUCUGUUUUACUUCAAGUGUUUGUUAUGUAUUCUCAUCUUGUUGACAACUUUAGAUAAUAAUAAAUCAA
Messenger RNA from Mya arenaria, 2958 nucleotides. RefSeq lists its product as uncharacterized. NCBI's taxonomy places the organism in Eukaryota, Metazoa, Mollusca, Bivalvia, Myida, Myidae. The transcript has 2 exons. The record is from RefSeq and is a predicted model, not a curated record. Bases 182 to 2218 code for a protein of 678 amino acids.